Molecule: messenger RNA, 1161 nt
Organism: Helicoverpa zea (corn earworm)
Lineage: Eukaryota; Metazoa; Arthropoda; Insecta; Lepidoptera; Noctuidae
Exons: 5
Coding region: 84-935 (283 amino acids)
Source: RefSeq, a predicted model, not a curated record
AGGGAGGGUUUUACUCAGUUCGUAAUUUCGUGUUGACGCUUUCGAUUUGUUUACUGAAAGCUUUUUAAAAUUAUAUCGGAAAUAUGUGGAAGGCAUUGAUCACGUUGUCAUGCCUGGUGGCGCUCGCGCAUGGCCACGGCCGGCUCAUGGACCCACCCAACAGAGGCUCCAUCUGGAGGUUCGGGUACAACUCACCAGCUAACUACGAUGAUGAUGGACUCAACUGCGGCGGAUUCUAUCAUCAGUGGUCCGUUAAUGGGGGAAAAUGCGGUGUAUGCGGCGAUCCCUACGACAGCCCUCAACCCCGCGCUCACGAACUAGGUGGCACAUACGGCAAGGGGUACAUAGUCGCCACCUACGCACCCGGUGACGUCAUCACCACCAACGUCUACAUCAGCGCCUACCACAUGGGCUUCUGGGAGUUCAGGAUAUGCCUCGACCCCUACGACAACACGCAAGAGUGCUUCGACCAAAUCCUCUUAGAGUUAGAAGACGGGGGCACCAAGUACUACCCCAAAGAAGGCAGUGGCACUUACGAAGUCAACUACCGUAUACCUUCCAACAUUGUCUGUGAACAUUGUGUCCUGCAAUGGAAGUAUACAGCUGGUAACAACUGGGGAGUAUGUGAGAACGGCACACAGGGUCUUGGAUGUGGAAACCAGGAGAACUUCUUCUCUUGCUCAGACAUAGCCAUCGAAGGAGAUGCUCCCUAUAAUACAGAGGCUCCUAAGGAUGUUUAUACUCCAGUUCAAAGCCCAGGACUUGAGCUGACAGGAGAUCUCCUGAGACUGCUAAUCCUGACAAACGAGAUACAAGACGUUCGUCCUUCUUACCGCGACCCAUAUCGCAAGAAAUACAUGAAUAGACACAAGCGAAAGAAAAUUAAUAAUAAAAAGCCGAAGAAACGAAGACCUAUAAAGAUGUAUUAUCGAUGAUGACCACAAGGCAUCACCACAUCCAAAGAAUACUCAAAUAUUUUUAAGAAGUAUAGUAUUUGUAUGUAUUUAGAAAUAGGUGCAGUGUGCUAAGAAAAAUAUUAACAGACUGUUUGUCUUAUAAAUUAAGCAAAACUGUUUUAUGAACAAAAAUCUUCUUUACAACAAGAGAGUAAGAAAGGAUAUAUUAUUGUAAAAAUGAAAUAAAACAAACUUUUCCAUUUAA